AUGGAGACUUCUUUUCACUUAAGAAGCGCUUGCUUGACAGUUGUGAUUUUUUUGGUUCUAUCCACAACUUCAAGAGCAGGUUCUCGCGUGCACAAACCCAAAAAGUAUGACCCAGAAUCGAUGAAGAGGAGGUAUGAGAAGUGGUUGGAACGACAUGGCCGAAAAUACGGCAAUAAAGAUGAAUGGGAGCUACGGUUUGGAAUCUACCAGUCAAAUGUUCAGUUCAUCGACUACGUGAACUCUCAGAACCUUUCUUUCAAACUUGCUGACAAUAAAUUUGCGGACAAGACAAAUGAGGAGUUCAAAUCUAUCUACUUGGGCCUUUUGACGGAUAGGAGUUCGAGGAUGGCGACAAAUUUAACAGUUGAUAGAAUUAGAGGUUUGCCCACCAGCGUCGACUGGAGAAAGAAAGGUGUUGUGACCCCAGUGAAGGAUCAAGGCGAAUGUGGAAGUUGUUGGGCAUUCUCUGCUGUGGCAGCUGUUGAAGGCAUUAAUAUGAUAAAAACAGGCAAAUUGGUAUCUCUAUCAGAGCAGGAGCUGGUGGACUGCGAUGUCAGCAGCGAGGACGAAGGUUGCAAGGGUGGAUACAUGGACAAAGCAUUCGAAUUCAUAAAAAGAAAUGGUGGUAUCACCACCGAAAGCAAUUAUCCUUAUGUGGGAAAAGAUGGCAAAUGUGACGGUGCUAAAAAAAAAGACCAUGCUGUGACAAUAAGCGGCCAUGGUAUAGUACCUCGUGAGGAUGAGAGGAGCCUACAAACUGUGGUUGCUAGCCAACCCGUAUCGGUGGCAGUUGAUGCCGGUGGCUAUGAUUUCCAGUUCUACUCCGAUGGGGUCUUUUCUGGUUAUUGUGGGAAGAACCUCAAUCAUGGAGUAACAAUAGUAGGAUAUGGUGUUGAAAAUGGCUUCAAGUAUUGGCUUGUGAAGAAUUCAUGGGGCACUGGUUGGGGUGAAGGUGGUUUUAUCAAGAUGAAGCGUGGUUCCACUGACAAAAAAGGUAUUUGUGGCAUUGCUAUGGAGAGCAGCUACCCUAUAAAGGACUAA
This is a messenger RNA of Ilex paraguariensis (yerba mate), 1041 nucleotides long. The record is from the annotation of a GenBank genome assembly. NCBI's taxonomy places the organism in Eukaryota, Viridiplantae, Streptophyta, Magnoliopsida, Aquifoliales, Aquifoliaceae.